CUAAAAACUUCUUCAGAUCUCUUUCUUCUUCUUUUACUUACUCAUCAUCUUCAUCAGAGAAGAUCUGAGAAGGAAAAAAAUAAAAUUGAAGAUGAAGCUCGGAGUCACCAUUGUUGCUAUGAUGCUAAUGCUCGUACUCGUCUCAGGUGAGAUUUCAACUAAAUCUUCACCAGCUCCGUCACCGGAUCUAGCCGUACACCCAGCAGAUUCGCCUUUGAUGCACCGCGUACCUACGGAGGAUAUCGGAUCUCCUCCUUCUCCAGCGCAAUCUCCAAUUGAAUACUCUUCUCCUCCAGAACCUGAAAAAGAACACUCACCUUCUCCAUCUCCGUCUCCGUCUCAGUCGAACUCUCCUUCACCGUCGAUCUCUCCACCGUUACCGAAUGCUUCUCAGUCGCCUGCUUCUCCGUCUCCGUCUCCGUCGCGGGAAGCAAGUGAUAUCAUCAACCACAGUGAUAUGACUGGGAUCGAAGGGAAAAAACCGUCGUCCGAAGGAGGUGGUGGGAAGAAGGUUGGGAUAGCUUUCGGAGUGAUUGCGGCGGUGUGUGUGGUAGGAGUCGCCGGAUUUGUGUACAAGAAACGGCAAGAGAAUAUUCGCAGAUCUCGUUACGGUUACGCCGCCAGAGAGAUUCUGUAGAGAGUCUCAGAUAGAUCCGGCGAGAGGGAUAGGUUGAUUUAAUUUUUGAUUUUUGAUUUUUUUUGUUUGAUUACUAUAAAAUUUUAAAUUCGAAAAAAACAUUUAUUGAUAUAUAGUUAUUAAUUUAUUUUCGUUUGGUAUUAUCGUAUAAUCAUCUUUUGAAGUUUUUUAAUAUCCGGGUGAUGAAAUUUAUCAAACUCAAAUCAUAUGUGAUAACUUCUAUAUUAUAUGUUUCAGAUGUUUAAUAAUGCACUGUAAUAUAAAUACACUUUGAAUUAUUUUAUUGGAAAUUUUUUGAAUUA
Molecule: messenger RNA, 939 nt
Organism: Capsella rubella
Lineage: Eukaryota; Viridiplantae; Streptophyta; Magnoliopsida; Brassicales; Brassicaceae
Product: vegetative cell wall protein gp1
Exons: 1
Coding region: 92-637 (181 amino acids)
Source: RefSeq, a predicted model, not a curated record